This is a messenger RNA of Spinacia oleracea (spinach), 3201 nucleotides long. RefSeq lists its product as uncharacterized. NCBI's taxonomy places the organism in Eukaryota, Viridiplantae, Streptophyta, Magnoliopsida, Caryophyllales, Amaranthaceae. The record is from RefSeq and is a predicted model, not a curated record. Bases 177 to 2546 code for a protein of 789 amino acids. The transcript is spliced from 4 exons.
UCAUUCCCCAGAAUAAAAAUCACAACCACCUGUACCACUGUACCACCACCACCCCUUUCAAAAUCCUUCCCUUUUCUGUGCCCUAAAACCCUCCCUGAAUCCCUCUCUCCCACUCUCUCUCUCUCCAAUUUUUCAGAACCCGCCAUUUUCAUCUCUUCUCACCUUCUCUCUCCUCAAUGACGCCACAUUCCUACUCCCUCGAUUCCCAAUCCAAAUCCUCCGACCUCGCCGCUAAAUUCUUCACCGCUAAUUCUCCGGCGCAAAUCGCCGCCGUUGUCACCGCCGUUGAAUCUCACCUCUCCGCUCACUCGCCCGACCAAAACCGCCAUUUCUUCUCACUCGCUUUCCCUGCUUUCCUCUGCAAGUUCUUCGGGUUCGAUGUUUCUUCGCCUUCUCCGCAGAAACUGCCUUCCGGAGCUGCUGGUUGGAUCGAUACGGUGUCGUUUUCUAAUGACUCUGACCUCGCUGGUAAACUCUUCAAUCUUCUCUCUCCUCAUGGAACCCUAGUGAAUUCAAUUAUGGCUGUUGAUCGGUUAUCUCUUGUGAAAUUUGUGUUUCCUGUUGAGAGGUUGCCUGAGUGGGUUAGGUUUUUGCUCUCUAGUGAGAAAGACUGUCGAAUUUUAUCUGAUUUUUGUCCGUUGUUUAAGGGGAGGAUUAAGGAAGAUGAAAUCAAAGGGAAUUUUCAGGUUCAUUUGAAUAUUUUUGAGUACUUUAUGUUUUGGUUUGCUUAUUAUCCUGUUUGUAGAGGUAAAUGUGAAAAUUCUGGAAAUGUUUCGGUUAGGAAUAGUAGGAAAUCUAAGCUGGAAAAUUGGGCUUCGUCCAUUCCAGUGAUUUCGAGUGGUAAUAAACGCACGUCAGAGCAGAAAAUUGAUUGUAAUUUGUACCUGAAGCUUUUGUAUGCUUAUCUACGUGAUUUUGUCCCCAUGGAUGACUUGAAUGCACAUCAGCCUUACCGUAGCUCGCUUCUCCAUUACUCGCCGAGCUAUGAUGAUUCUGUUGUACUGCGUGCUGAGUUCUUGGUUGAGACCUUGGUGCACUAUUGGUUGGUGGAUAGUGACUUCUCGCCAUUGGCAGUGAAUGUGUGUAAAUCAUUUGGUUUGUUGUUUCCAUUUCGGUCAGUAUUGGGUGAGACACCCCCGGCUUCAGGAUUGGGUGAGGUGGUGAAGUUGUUGGUGAAAUACUUGAAUUUGAGCUCCGUAGUCGUAACAGAUGGGACUAAGCAAGUUGAGUAUGGUGUAAGUCCAAUGAGCAAGAAGUUGGGAUCCAGUGAUUUUGUGAAAACUAGGGAGGUUCCUUAUGUUUUAUCCAGCUUGCCAUCUGGUGGCUCUUGGAACUCCUAUAUCCAAAGGCCGUUGUAUAGAUUUAUUCUAAGGACAUUUUUGUAUUGUCCAAUGGGGUCUUCUAUGAAGAAUAUUUCUGAGGUUUUUUCAGUCUGGAUUAAUUAUAUUGAACCAUGGAGGCUUAGCAAGGAAGAAUUCUCAGAGCUUGAUGGAAUGGAUGACGCUUCUAAGAAAAGGCCAGACAGAGAUAGUGAUGACUCCAAUCAGCUGCAGUAUUCAAUGAAUUGGCAAGGCUAUGUGCUGUCGAAUUAUCUGUUCUACACAUCAUUGGUCAUGCAUUUUAUUGGUUUUGCGCACAAGUUUCUUCAUACCGAUGCUGAAGGGAUUGUCCAGAUGACAUCAAGGGUGAUUGACAUAUUAAUGUCUUCAAGAGAGCUAUUCGAGCUCAUAAAGAAUGUCGAUGCUACUUUCCACUCAAAGACUGCUGGAUCUGGCAAAUCAGCAGCUAAUAACCUGAACAAAUUUAUUCCACAGAUCCGUGAGCAACUUCAGGAUUGGGAGGAUGGCUUAAGUGAGACUGAUGCUGAUGGUUCCUUCUUACACGAGAAUUGGAACAAAGACCUUAGACUCUUCAAUGAUAGUGAGGAUGGUGGCUCUCAACUGCUUCAGCUGUUCAUAUUGCGUGCGGAGACAGAGCUUCAAGCAAUAUCCGGUGAUAACCUUGCGAACAACCUCCAGUGUUUGCACUCUUUGAAGUCAAAGUUACACUGUUUAUUCGGUGACCAUGCUGUGAAGCAGUCCCCUAUAUCUACGAGAACAGAACAACGUCAACACUCACGUGAUGAGCUAUUCAUGCCCAGGAGGCUGCGUAAUGGUUCAGUUGUCAACGAUAACUACAAGGGUGAUUGGUUGAGGCGACCCAUAUCAGAUGAUGAGAUUGCUUGGCUUGCAAAGCUUCUGAUCCAUUUAUCCUGUUGGCUUAAUCAAUCUUUGGGGCUAUAUCAUGGAGGACUUGAUGGUAAUUGUCCUUAUGUGGAGGUACCAAAUGACAGAGUAACUGAGUACGGUAUGUCUGAUUUCUUGAAAGUUGUGAUGUGUUCAAUAGUGUCGUGGUUUUCAGCAGUGCGUUUGUCAAUAUCAAGGUUGAUGAUAAGAUAUGGACUGAAAGUAAACUUGAGGAUUUUUGCCUCGAAGAAGUUUGUAUCGGUGGUGAUUGUGUUUGCCCUGUUCAGCAUGCUGAGGAGAGCUUUUAGGUCAAUUUGGUAGAAUGUAGGUAACUCGAAGUAUUAAGGAAGAGUUUGUCUAUAGCAAGAUUUUGCGGCUUUUGAACUUGCUCUGUUUACUGUAAAUACGACUUGCACACAGGUAGAUUUGGUGAAUGAUACGAAGUAUUAGUUUUCUAUCGGCCAACUAUGAUGGAACUUGUUCUGACUGAUGAUGUCCAAACAGGACAAAAUGAGGACAAGAAGGGUUUUGGACUGCAGUUUGCAAGGCUUGAAGUUUUGGUCAGUUUUGGUCAUCUGUUACUAUAAAUGAUUCCCUGCAAAUUGCAAAACCAGUUUUCUUAGUAGUAGAAGUGGAUUUCAGAGCAGGACUGAUUCUAGCCACCAAGGACUGGUGGCUGGAUGUUGGAAAACCCGAGUUCUGUUGUUUCCGAGGAGGAAAAUAGGCGUUGUUGAAAUGUUGUUCGUGUGUGUCAUUGUACUAGGGUUGUUUCGUAAGAAAAUAUCUUUCCGUUACGUUUUUGGUCAAUUAAACAUGCUCUACACUUCUCAUAGAGGAACAAUGUACUACAGAUAAUGAUUUCAAUUUAUCUUACUCAUACGCUGUCACUAAUCUUCAUGGGAAUGACAGCUGCUUCUUUUUGACAGCUAAACCUUAUUUCUUCCUGGUAUUCUAGUGAAGAUUAUAUGGUGUUCAA